AUGUGGCGGUCAUUAUUCAAGAGAGACAAAUGCGUCAACCCGAACCCGGACGUCGAUGUGUGCGAGAAAUACGUGAGCCCGUUUCUGACGACGGGGGUGCCCUUGAUCAUCGGUCUAUGCCUCUUCGCCGUCCUCGGCGUCAUCCUCUUCAUCGUCGUCCGUCGCAAACGCCGCCUUCAACACGCCCAAGAGGCCGAAAAGAACCGCGAGAUCGACGACGACAACGGCGACUUGGAGCUGGUCGAGAACACCUACCCGAGGGAUCAAGCUUAUAAACAUUUUGAGGCGCAGGACUCUGGAACAACAACGACGACGGGACAGGCACUGAGACCGCAAACGGAGAAUCCCUUCGAGGCUGACGUCGAGAGAGGACGGAGUCGAGACGUGUCGCCCGUGGGACGGUAA
Messenger RNA from Fonsecaea nubica, 405 nucleotides. RefSeq lists its product as hypothetical. The record is from RefSeq and is a predicted model, not a curated record. The coding region runs from base 1 to 405 and encodes 134 amino acids. Lineage: Eukaryota; Fungi; Ascomycota; Eurotiomycetes; Chaetothyriales; Herpotrichiellaceae. The transcript has 2 exons.